CGGGGUCGUGACAAGUGUGACUUGCUCUUUUCAUCGCGCGCUAUGAUGCAGAGCCGCCUUAAAGUUCUGGCCAGUUCUCAUUUCUCUCGGCGCGUCCAAUGGCAGCUAUUCCAUUCUCCUGCAAAGCCCGUCGGUGCUCGCUACUAUGCCAUCAACCCGUUUAAUUGGGUUCCUGACAAAGUGAAGGAAAAAUUUGGUAUGAAAAUGAGAGAGGCGGAAAGCGAGGAAGAGGUUGCGGCAGCCAAGAAGGAAGCUGAACAGCGAGGGGAAAGCAGUAUAUUCGAGACCGUCACUGUCACCGAACCGGAAGGCCCGGAAUCCUCAACACCCUCCCCAGACAUGGCCAAGCCUCUCGAUGCCUCUCCAAAGGAGGAACCAGCCGUACAAAUCGAGCGCAAGGGCGACUCGCACAAAUAUUCGACAGCUGUCUUCAAAAUCUCGCAUCGCAAGCUGAAUAUGAUUGGUCGGCAGAUUUCAGGAAAGCCUAUCAACCAUGCGAUCCUUCAGAUGCAAUUCAGCGAAAAGCGUGCCAGUACGCGUAUCAUGAACAUGCUCGCGACAGCUAGAGAUCAUGCUGUCCGGUAUAAAGGUCUUGAUGGACAGAGGCUUGUAGUCGCUGAAUCAUGGGUGUCGAAGGGUAAGCACAACCGAAAGAGGCUGGAACCAAAAGGAAGAGGCCAUGUGGGUGUUCAAGUACAUCCUCAGGCCAAGCUGUCUGUUGUGUUGAAAGAAGGACGGACGUUGGAAGAACAAAAGGCCAAGGAGAAGGCUUUCAAAUUGAAGAGAAUCGUGUCUGCUGCGGUAACGAGAGAGGAUAAGCCAAUACGAAAUCCUGGAGCUAUGUGGGCAUGGUAGCAUGCAUUCAUGUAUCUAGUACUCAGCGUAGAAAUUUUUUUAUUACCUUGCUUGUCAAGGUCUCUCUAGGUCUAAAAUCUUCGCUUACACAAGCCAUGGUCUUCCCGUGAUAUGACAU
Molecule: messenger RNA, 973 nt
Organism: Desarmillaria tabescens
Lineage: Eukaryota; Fungi; Basidiomycota; Agaricomycetes; Agaricales; Physalacriaceae
Product: mitochondrial 50S ribosomal protein L22
Exons: 5
Coding region: 43-855 (270 amino acids)
Biological process (GO): translation
Cellular component (GO): mitochondrial large ribosomal subunit; ribosome
Molecular function (GO): structural constituent of ribosome
Source: RefSeq, a predicted model, not a curated record